UUGGAAUUAUUCAUAGAGAUGUUCAACCCGAAAAUAUUUUUUUGACUCGGGGAGCUACUGUAAAACUUGGCCAUUUUUCUCAAUCUAAGACACUAUUUGAAGAAGUAAAUGAUGAAGACAAUGAGUUACUUAGAGAAGUGGGACAAUGCAAAACGCCCGUUGGACGUGAGGAAUUUAUGUGUAUUGAAAAGCAAUUAAAUCUCGAAUUAUGGUGUGAACAUCAACGUUCAGAAGCAGAAUAUAGCUAUUCUGCUGAUAUGUGGUCUCUAGGUGUUUUAAUUUUGCAUAUGGUCUCUUACUUCCCAGAUGAGCAAUGCCAAAAGUUACAUAAAAAUUUUGCUUUAAUAAUGCAUGAAGAACAGCUUCCAUUCAUUUGGCUUACUGUUGAUAUGCUUCAAUUACGUUCUCGUUUAGUUAAAAGUGGAGGAGAAGAAUUGAAACUUUUUCUGAAUGAUCAUCUUUUAACUGUUAAUCCGAAACAAAGAUCUUCAGCUUCGUCUCUUUUAAAAACUCAGGAAAUGAAGAAAUGGUGUUUGGCAAAUGUGGAGGCUGAUUCUGCUUUUCUACGUGCACAUUUUAUUAAUGAAAUUGAUUUUGCUAAUCAAAUGAAGCUUGAGGCUGAUUCGCCAAAUUAUGAUGCUUUGGAAACUAAGGAUAUUCCAGCAGAAUUUUAUUGGGAUGAUCGUUGGAGACUUUUAGAGGAAACUGAAUUAUAUUUUUUGUUAGUUAUUCAUUUACCUAAUAGAGGACCUGUCUCAAAAGGACAAUUAUUCAAAUUUUCACAUCCAGAACCUUUCUUUCGACAAAUUUAUUUGCAAUUAUUGUUAACUAAUUUAGAUUUUACUAAUUUGUUGAAAAUCGAUUAUGAAGUUAGGCAAACUCUUUUUGAAUUUAUUCGUCAAUAUUCGACAAAUCUUGGACAAAAUACAGCUAUAACAAGUAAAUAUUUAUUUUAA
This is a messenger RNA of Meloidogyne enterolobii, 956 nucleotides long. Lineage: Eukaryota; Metazoa; Nematoda; Chromadorea; Rhabditida; Meloidogynidae. The record is from the annotation of a GenBank genome assembly.